Molecule: messenger RNA, 2124 nt
Organism: Chenopodium quinoa (quinoa)
Lineage: Eukaryota; Viridiplantae; Streptophyta; Magnoliopsida; Caryophyllales; Amaranthaceae
Exons: 3
Coding region: 1327-1836 (169 amino acids)
Source: RefSeq, a predicted model, not a curated record
GGGGGGGGACUAGUGGUUGAAAAGGGAUGAGACAUUAGGUUAACAAAUUCUCUCAUUGUCAUGAUAAAACCUUUUUUUUUUUUUUUUCUUUGUGAUUCAUUUACAAUUGGCCUUAUCUAAUAGAUGGUAUUUCUUGAAUAUAAAAGAAAUUCUUUUAAGUUAUGGUAAAUGUGCAAUGAAAAUAUGUUGUGCCUCGAAAGUGAGGGAUAGCUCGAGUUUUAUUCCGGGUUUUAGAAAUUUUGGGAUCUAUUCUCAUCAUUCGCCCUUAUGGCACAUUAAGCAUUAAAAAAAAAAGAAAAAAAAAAUGUUGUGCCUCAAUUGUGAAAACCGAGAGCUCAAAACUUUGGGCCUAGUAUAUAACAUUGGGCUUGUUCACUUAUAAAAAGUCAUGUGAAUACUAUUUAUAUCUUUCCAUAAUAUAGUGAUACGAUCGUAUCUUUAUAAAUAGUACAAAUAUCUGUCGUACCGUUAAUCAGGAGAAAAGUUAGACGAGGUCCCUUCAGGCUUAGUAGCGCUGUGCUCUGGGCCUCAUAUGUAUCUUGGGAGACCUACUGUUGACCUGCUAGCAGCCCCGUCAUCGCUGUCGCUUGAUUCUCCGAGAACUUAUAAUCGGGGACCGACAAACGGGAAAAACUGCUAAGGUGGGAGAGCUUUGAGAGAAAGCUCACUGGAAAGGCCUAAGAAUAAGCGCUUGAGGCCGAAUCCUUGGAUAGGUUUGGAUAGCUGUUCCAGCUGAAAUACUUGGAAUAAUUCUACCAGUUUAUCGCUACUACCAACUACAGCAACUGAAAAAAGGGUUGUAAUAGCUUAAGCUAUGCUUUUGGUUGUGAGAAAGGGUUUACGGGCCAACAUUGGCAAAAUGAAAAGCAGCAAGCUCCGCGCCAGGAAUUGAUUGAUUCGUCUUUUUUUCAGGAAAUAUUGGAACCCAAGUUUCCAAUAUUAUACCUUUCCCUCUACUCAACAAAGACUGAGUUGGCUGGCCACAAUAUUUUGCCUAAUAUGAUCGAUUCCUUAAAAUGUGGGGUUAAUUUGCCAAUUGCUACACUCUUCACCUUCCCAAAUAACCUUUAACAAUCCUUAUAAUUAAUUGGUACAUAGCUGUAAUAAAAAAAAUUAAAAUAAAAAUAAAAAUAAAUUCUACCAAUUUGAUCAAACAAAAUAAAACUUGGUAGAAAAUCAUCCUCCUUUUUCUUAACAUGGAAAUAUAGAUUUACUUCUAUUUUUUUAAUUUCUCAACUCUAUUUAUUGACUUUUUUUUUUAUACUAACUUAAGUACAUUGGGUUACAACUCAAGAAAAACAAAGAGGUUCAUCAAAGGCAGAGAAAAUGAAGGAUUCCUCCGUUUUUCCUGGUUUCGAGUCUUUCAACACCGCGAACAAUGGCAGGAACAGCAGUGAAUAUGAUGUCAAGACGGAUUUCAAAGAGAUUUUGGAAGAGGCUAAGAAAUAUGCUAAAGAGAAGAAACAGGAGCAAGCAAUCGAAGAAAAAAGUGGCAAAAAACAAGCGAGUUCAAGUGGAGUGAAAAAGGGUGGCAAAAAGUCAUGGAAAACUGCCUUGCUUUCAUUUUGGAAAUCAUCAUCAACCAAGAAGGCUAAGAAGCAGGCUAAGGAAACUCCUAAGCAACGUGGCAAUGUAUCGGGCCCCAUUCAUGGCGGCGUUGGAGGAGCUGCAACCGCCAUUGGUGGUGGUUACUGGCCCCGCCUUGCGUUCUCGGGGCCACUCACUAACAUGUUUCAUCAGAGGAAGAGGGAGGAUGACAUACCAUAUGUUAACCUAGAGCUUAACGAGCCUGAAUAUGAUGCCAAAACUUAUGGUCCUGUUUACUCAGUUCCUUAACUAACUUUUGGUAUGUAGCAAGUGUAUGGCUUGCUUGGUUGGUUAGGAUAGAUUUGUCCUAGGAAAAUAAAUAGUCAAUGCUAUGCAUAUGGACCAUCUUGUUAAUUUUGUUAUUCCGGAGUUAUUAUUGUUGAGUUUUGGUUUUUAUUUUAAAAUAAAUGGUUGAGAACUUUAGAUUAAAUAUAUUCUAAUGACAUUCGACUUCUUUUAAAAAAAUUAUUGUAAGCUUUUCGUGGUUGCUUACACCUUUGUUUGCCCUUUCUGUGCUUAUUAAAGGCCUUGUCAUUA